This is a messenger RNA of Anolis carolinensis (green anole), 1039 nucleotides long. RefSeq names its product XIAP associated factor 1 (gene xaf1). The transcript has 8 exons. Bases 73 to 945 code for a protein of 290 amino acids. Gene Ontology annotation, biological process: apoptotic process. Lineage: Eukaryota; Metazoa; Chordata; Lepidosauria; Squamata; Anolidae. Gene Ontology annotation, cellular component: mitochondrion. The record is from RefSeq and is a predicted model, not a curated record.
CACAUUGGGAAUUAAAGGGGAAACUCCAAGCACUUUCGUUUCUUCUGAGCCUCGUCGGGGGGCGAAAGCGAAAUGAAAGCGAAACAAACAGCCAUGGAAGGGGCGCAGGAGGACGGAGGGGAGACCCAGGCCUGCAAGAACUGCGGCCGUGGGGUCUCGGCCCCCAACCUGGCCCUGCACGAGGCCCACUGCCUGCGCUUCCUGUCCGUGUGCCCCGAGUGCGAGGAGACCGUGGCCCUGAGGGACCUGGAGGGACACGUGGCCGCCGCCCACCGCCAGGUCCGGUGCCCGCUCUGCCAUCAGGCCAUGCAGCAGUUCCGGAUGGAGCAACACCAGGCGGAGGAGUGUCCGGAGCGGCCGUCCACCUGCGGCUACUGUGACCUGGGUCUGCCCUUUGGCCGCCUGGCCGACCACCGGGAUGUCUGUGGGAGCCGGACCGAGCGCUGCUGGGACUGCGGUCAGUACGUCCUGCUGCGGGACCGAGAGGGACACGGGCCACACUGCCACGGCCGGGGCCACACCACACAAGCCAAGACCGUCCUCUGCCCUCAGGGCCAGCGCCGGGUCCCCCAGGAAGAACACCUCCAGCACCUGGACCAGUGCUGCCCACUCCCGGGGCUCCUGGGGGGGCUCAGCACCAGGGAGGCGGCGGUGGCCGUCCGGCCCAAGAAGAGGUCCCAGGACCCCCCCGGGCGGCUGGGCCGGCCUUCCUUCAAGCCCCCCAAGGGGGGCAGGAGGGCCCUGGGACCCCUCGACCCCGAGGCCGGAGAGAGCGAGGACGCCUACGACCGCCUGGACAGCUGCUCCCGCUGCAACAUCCUCCUCCCCGGACCCACGCUCAGGAAGCACCAGAGGAAAUGUCAGGGACAAGUGCUGCGGAGAAGUCCCCGCUUCCUGGGCAAAGAAGAGAUGCCGAACCCCGCGGAAGAGAAGAGCUUGCAGUGAAACACACACACACACACGUGUACACAACUAUUCAGCCCGACCGUUGGUGCCUCGUGUCCUGAUGGAGAAUAAAAGGAGUACCGUUUGCACCCGA